Prorocentrum cordatum is the source of this 1518-nucleotide messenger RNA. The record is from the annotation of a GenBank genome assembly. Lineage: Eukaryota; Dinophyceae; Prorocentrales; Prorocentraceae.
AUGCAGCGGGGCGCCACCAGGACCCUCGCGGGCGCCGCCGGGCCCGCCAGCCCGCCCGCGGUCACGGCGGAGGCGCCGGGCCGGCUGCGGUCGCUGGCCUCGCUGGACUCGCCGGCCUCGCCGGCGGCCACCGCGCUGGCGGAGGCAGUCGCGAGGCGAGGGUAUGCGGUUGCUCAGGCCGAGCGCAUCAGCGACAUGCAGCCGCUGACGAUGCUGACCAGUCAUAUAGAGCACAUGAUGGUGUUGUGUCGGGAGGCGUCCGGAGCAUGGUCCGAUGAGGAUUUCUGGGGCGUUCGCUUGGAUGUCAACAUGCCAGAAAACGCUAACACGCAGUUUCAUGACGAUGGCUUUGUGAACGUGCGCCUUGUCUCCACUUUUGUCGGCGAUGGCCUCAUCCUGGCCGACAAGGCGGCGGUGGACUGGAGGACCUACGAGGAUGGGCGUCCGGAGCACGUGCGCUGGGAAGCGUGGAACCCAAAGGUCGCGUCCGUGGAGCACAUGGCGGCCAAGGGCGACAUCGUGCUCAUGAGAGGCGGCUCGAGCGGGGCCUCAAGGCCUUGCGUGCACAGGUCGCCAUACUCCGCGCGGCGCGAUGUUGCGCAGCUGCACAUCACGGAGAAGUUGCCAGUCACCCUGCUGAGUGGAUUUCUGGGUGCGGGGAAGACGACGCUCCUCACGCACGUCUUGAACAAUCGUGAGGGCAAGCGCGUCGCAGUCCUUGUCAAUGACAUGGCUUCCAUCAACGUCGACGGGCAGUUGCUGAAGGACGGCGUGCAGCUGCAUGAGAACAAGGACAAGAUGGUCGAGCUGCAGAACGGCUGCAUCUGCUGCACUCUGCGGGAGGACCUCAUGGAUAGCGUCAAGGAGCUGGCGCUCGAGCGGCGCUUCGACUAUCUGCUCAUCGAGAGCACGGGCAUCUCCGAGCCUUUGCCAGUGGCGAGCACCUUCGCUGCUAGAGACGACAUGGGCUACCCGAGGAUCGGCGGCGUUACCCGACUGGACACCCUGGUCACAGUUGUCGAUUGCCUGCACUUCCUGAAGGACUACGAGUGUGGCAGCAAGCUCGAAGACAGGAAGGAGCUGGGCGCGGAGAAGGGGGACGAGCGAACCAUCGUCCACCUGCUCGUCGACCAGGUCGAGACCGCGAAUGUCCUGAUCCUCAACAAGAUCGACCUGGUCACCCCGGAGGAGCUGGACUCGCUGAAGGCCAUACUGAAGAAGCUCAACCCGGGCGCGCAUGUGAUCGAGACCAAGUUCGGUGUCACGAGCCCGUCGACGAUUCUGAGCACCGGCCGCUUCAACCAGAAGGAGGUCGAGAUGCUUCCAGGGUGGGUUCAGGAACUGCAAGGCACUGGAGCGGACCACACGCCCGAGACGGAGGAGUACGGCAUAUCCAGCUUCAUCUAUCCAGCUGCCUGCGCGCCCAUUCUACCCGGGUCGAUUGGGCAGCCUGGUGAAGAAGGGCGUCGCUUCGUGGGGCGUGCUCCGCUCCAAGGGUGUGGUUUGGUGCAGCAGUGA